AUGCCGAUUUUCACGUCGCCGUUUCCCACGACACACGACACUAUCGGAGCGUCGACUCUGGAUAGUCCUACUCACAGGCUCCCUUCGCCUGCUUCGGCUGCAGGAUCCCGCCAGGGCGCCGAAAGUGAUCACGAAGAAAAAACCACAAUCAACGAGAACGCCGCCGAUGGGGAGAUAAACAAAGGACUCUCCCGGGCCUCACCCGACGCACUUGCCGCAGAAGAUUUGGAUCAGAAAAUGGCGCACUACUCAAUAGACUGGGACAGAUUCCCUGGAGGAAGCCUUAAAAAUGGACACGAUGCGCCUGAAGAGGAGGAAGAACCAGAACCCGAAUUUGGCGGGCCAGAAGACUUGACGAUGAAUCUAGACAAGUAUCUUCUUGGCGAUUUCGAUUUGAAAGAAGAGCAAAAAAGACAUGACCAAAUAAAUGAUGCAAUUGAGGAGGACGAUGAUCUUCCAGAAUCUCCGUCUCCGUUCCCCCGUCAGCAUCACGAUGCCGAAGACAGUGAAUUCGACCCCCCGCUCGACAUGUCGACGCCAUCACAUCUAAUGUGGAAGAAGAAUUUCGGCACGAACAAAGAAGAAACACACCUAGAAGAUAUUCUAGAGAGCUUUCCCAGCUCACCUGAGAAGUCUGCCAGUCCAACCAAAAACAAUGACAAUGAAGAGGACAUGGGACGGAGCCGGACCUUUACGACUGUUUUACGGGAGAUUGAGGACUUACACGAACAACGAAGUGAGAGAGAUGAAAAGAUCCAAGUCUAUCAAGAGAAACUUGGAUCUGCAAACGACGAAAUUGACUAUCUGCGGGCCGAGUUGCAGAGAAAAGCGUCACAGUUAUCGGAUGCGAAUGUCAAAGUCGGCGAGGAAGCUGUUCUGCGGGAGCAGAUCCAAGUUUUGAAAAAUAAGAUUGACGAGAAAGUUUCCCCCGACGAAAGCCUCCACGAUCAAUUAACCCUACUACGCGAGCAAUUGGAAGACGCACAAGAGCAACUCAAGAAGAGAGACGAGGCCUUAGAGGACAGUGAACACCGCCUACGCGAAAACAAUACCGCUCAGGAACAACAGCUACGUGAAAAGGAUGCUGAAAUUGAAGACCUUAAAGCCCAGGCCAGUGAACGCGAGCUUGAGCUAGCCAAUCUGGACGAAGAACUGGCCGAGGCAAAACAGGAAUACGCCGUGCUAGAGCAACGAAUCGGCGCGAUAGAAACCCGGAACGUCCCAUUAGAGGAGAAGAACAUCUUGCUGGAAAAAGAAGUGAAUCGCGUCAAAUCCGAACUGGUUGCGCAGAGAAACUCUCUGUCGAUCAUGGCGACUGACCUUUUCAUCGAAACCGAUGGCAAGGCCUACAAUGAACUCAUCGAUUCCCUGAAGAAACAGUUCAAGACUAAGCAGUCAGCGAGUCAAGAUGCCUCUAUAGAAGCUACCGAGAACCUCCGAACUAAGCUGGCUGAAGCACAAGCUGAAGCAAACCAGAGUGCUGCAGCACGACAAGCUGCUGAGACGGAGUGGAAACAGUCACAAGAGACGCUCGCUGAAUCGCGUACUCUCAUCACUACAGUAGAAAGCGAAAAUACUCGUCUGACAACGCGUCUCCACGAACUCAAUUCCAACCUUUCAACCGUGCGCGAGGAACUACGUGCACUAAAAGAACAACCCAUCCAAACGGAACCUGCAGUCCAACCUAAAAGCCCACCUCGAGACUCCUCCGCCGCUCUUCUUGAUGCCAGUCGGCUCGAGAUCGAGAACCUUAAAGAAGCGCACGCCAAUGCCGUUGACAACCUUCGUACAUCCUACAACGAUUCCGCCUCGAGCCUGCGCGCCCUGCUUUCCGCUUCCGAGAAACGCGAAGCAGACCUGUAUUCGCAACUCAGCUCCCUGCGCACCACGGUGGCAACAACACAUGAGAACGAAGUCUUGGAUCUGAAAUCACAAAUAGAUGACUUACAGUCCACUCUCGCCCUCAAAGAAGAAACGUCUGCUGAGGUUGACCGCCGGAUUUCUCGGGCCAUUGACAAGCGUGAACGCGAGUGGGAACGCCGAAUCGAUAUCCUACUCAAGGAACGAGAAAAAAUGAGCAAAGCGUUGAUGGUGGCUUGGGGCGAGAAAGAAGUCGGGAAACCCAGCAGAAGCAGUAGUAGCACUAGUCACAAGGAGUCUUCCUCGGAGAAGCAGGCUGAAAGGGGGACGGAAAAACAGGGACAGGGGUACAGAUAUAAGUAUGUUGUGAGGUCAUAA
Messenger RNA from Talaromyces rugulosus, 2238 nucleotides. RefSeq lists its product as uncharacterized. The record is from RefSeq and is a predicted model, not a curated record. The transcript has a single exon. Lineage: Eukaryota; Fungi; Ascomycota; Eurotiomycetes; Eurotiales; Trichocomaceae. The coding region runs from base 1 to 2238 and encodes 745 amino acids.